AUGGGUGUUAUCAAUGCAAAAACAAGUAUUAUCGAGUCGGUUUGGACUGUCUUUCAUAAUAACAUUGGCUUAUGUCUUCCACAAAGUUCAAUAACAGGAUGUGCCGUCAACACAACACAAUUUGGAUGUUCCAAAUGUCAAGAUGAGUUUUUAACAUCAAAUUUAUAUGAAUGUGAAAAAUGCAAUGAAAAUUGCACGAAAUGUACUUCUCAAAAUCAGUGCACUUCUUGUGUUAAUAACAAGAUUUUAUUUGAAAAUGGACUUUGUUUUGAUAUUUCUUUUGUUAAAAAGUGCACUGAAAUUUUCAAUUCAAAAUGCUCCAAAUGUGCAUUUUGGUAUUCUCCAACUAAUUCUGGAACUUCAUGUAACAAGAAAGUGGUGUGGUGGGUCAUUUUGAUAGUUAUUAUAUUAAUACUUAUAGUUAUUAGUAUAGUUGUUCUAAUAAUAUAUUUUAUUGUUUCAAAAAUACAACGAAAAUGCCUACAAAGAGAAACAAAAAAGACAACAACACUUUUUAAAAUGAGUCGUUCGAAUAUCAGUUUUAUUUCACUUGGCAAUGGAAUUGUUGUGAAUAAAAAAGAAAUUGAUUUUGGUGAUGACAUUGCAGUCAAUGAAAAACAGAGAGAACUUCUGUGUGUUGGGAACACCACAAAAUAUAACACAAAAAUACAAAUCACAACAAAAAGUGAAAAUGUCACAAAAUACAAAUUUGAAACGCAACCAAAUGUCAUUGUCCUUGGCAAAGACGACGCCUGUGAAUUUGAAAUUUUUAUUGAAUUGAAAUGCACAACAAAGUUGAAUGAACGUCUAAUGUUAGUCGCAAAAAUGGGUGUAACUCACAAAAACCUUAUUAAGGAAGUUAAAAUCAAAGCAACUUCAAAAUUGUCGACUCGACUGGACCCAGACGAACUGACUGAGGAAAAAAUUCUUGGCGAAGGGUCGUUUGGUGUUGUGUAUAAAGGUGUUUUUAGAGGCAAUAAAGUUGCUAUUAAAAAGAUGAAGAACAGUGAAGAUAUGAAUGAAGAAAAUGAUGAAUUUACAAAGGAAGUAGCUAUGUUGGAUAAAUUCAGAAGUGAAUAUAUUGUUUAUUUUUAUGGCGCUGUGUUUAUACCAAGUAAGGUGUGUAUGGUCACUGAAUAUGCACCAUUUGGCAGUUUACAAGACUUAAUGAAACACAAAACAAGUGACGAAAUUGACAUUAAAAUACGAAUUAAAAUGAUGACAGAUGCAGCAAAGGGAAUAUCAUAUUUGCAUGAAAAUGGGAUAUUACACAGAGACAUUAAACCAGACAAUUUGCUUGUGUUUUUACUUGACUUGAAUGAUAAAGUCAAUGCUAAGUUGACUGACUUUGGAAGUGCGAGAAAUGUGAAUUUAAUGAUGACUAACAUGACAUUCACAAAGGGAAUUGGAACUCCAGUUUACAUGGCGCUUGAAGUGUUGAAUAGAGAGAAAUACACAAAAAGCGCAGAUGUCUAUUCGUUUGGAGUAACUAUGUAUGAAGUGUUCGGAUGGGCAGAAGCAUAUCCGAUAAAUACAUUUAAAUUUCCAUGGAAAAUAGCAGAGUAUGUGACAGCAGGAAAACGCCCCGAAAAAAGAAAAAAUAUUCCAGAUGUGUGGUUCGAAUUUAUUAAAAUGUGUUGGAAACAAAAUCCAAAGGAAAGAAAUUCGAUUACCAAAGUUGUUGAGUGCAUUCAAAAUAUUGAAUAA
Messenger RNA from Entamoeba invadens IP1, 1707 nucleotides. RefSeq names its product tyrosine protein kinase SRK3, putative. The transcript has 2 exons. The record is from RefSeq and is a predicted model, not a curated record. Gene Ontology annotation, biological process: protein phosphorylation. Gene Ontology annotation, molecular function: ATP binding; protein kinase activity. NCBI's taxonomy places the organism in Eukaryota, Evosea, Mastigamoebida, Endamoebidae. The coding region runs from base 1 to 1707 and encodes 568 amino acids.